Messenger RNA from Arabidopsis lyrata subsp. lyrata, 741 nucleotides. RefSeq names its product nodulin-related protein 1. Lineage: Eukaryota; Viridiplantae; Streptophyta; Magnoliopsida; Brassicales; Brassicaceae. The record is from RefSeq and is a predicted model, not a curated record. Bases 124 to 594 code for a protein of 156 amino acids. The transcript has a single exon. Gene Ontology annotation, biological process: regulation of abscisic acid biosynthetic process; response to heat.
UCCUUUUUUUUUUCUUUGUGUGGCCAACAUAUCCAGUUUGUGUCUAUAUAUACACAUAUCCACCUCUUAACCUUACAUCCAAAACAAAACAAAAAGUUAUAUUCAGACAAGAGAAAAAAAAAAAUGAAUUUCAUCUCCGAUCAGGUAAAGAAACUCUCAAGCUCGACACCAGAGGAGCCGGACCACAAGAAGCCAGUCGAUGGAACCGAAACAGCCACAAGACCAGCUACCAACGCCGAGCUCAUGGCAAGUGCCAAGGUUGUAGCUGAAGCUGCUCAAGCCGCAGCUAGUAACGAAUCAGACAAACUUGACAAGGGCAAAGUCGCCGGAGCCUCUGCUGAUAUCUUAGACGCCGCCGAGAAAUACGGUAAGUUCGAUGAAAAGAGUAGCACUGGUCAGUACCUCGACAAGGCCGAGAAGUAUCUCAACGAUUACGAGUCGUCACACUCCACCGGCGCCGGUAGUGGUCCUCCUCCUCCGGCGAGUCAGGCUGAGCCAGCAAGUCAGCCUGAGCCGGCGGCUAAGAAAGACGAUGAAGAGUCUGGCGGUGGGCUUGGAGGUUAUGCCAAGAUGGCUCAAGGUUUCUUGAAGUGAUUUGAUCUUUAAUUGUUGUUUCAUUUUCGUAAUUAAAUAACUAAGUAUCGUUUGUGGACUAGUUUAUGUUGUGGGGAGUUACGAGUGAGUGUAAUAACUUCUGGUAAUCAUGAAUCUAAUCCAUCUUUGUUGUGUGAUAUUAUACUU